This is a messenger RNA of Armigeres subalbatus, 1963 nucleotides long. RefSeq names its product putative polypeptide N-acetylgalactosaminyltransferase 9. NCBI's taxonomy places the organism in Eukaryota, Metazoa, Arthropoda, Insecta, Diptera, Culicidae. Gene Ontology annotation, molecular function: polypeptide N-acetylgalactosaminyltransferase activity. The transcript is spliced from 4 exons. The record is from RefSeq and is a predicted model, not a curated record. Bases 179 to 1891 code for a protein of 570 amino acids. Gene Ontology annotation, biological process: protein O-linked glycosylation. Gene Ontology annotation, cellular component: Golgi apparatus.
CUUAGUGUUGGUGCCCAUUUUCCAUAAUUGCUCUAGUACUUCCCGUGGGCGACUCGCGUCUAUUCAUAAACCUGUGCUCCCUUAUCAGUUUAGCUACAAUGCUUACCGUGCUCGCACCUGUCCGACACACUUCCAAUCGGUGACAACUCUUUGGUUGCAGUAAAAAAUAAAAAAUAAAAUGCGCUUGUCGCAUUUUAUGAAAGCACUCUUUUGCGGUUUGGUCAUCUUAGCAAGCGUGGCAUUCGUCUUCUUCGCCUACUAUGGAAGCACUGCAACGCAUGAAAUUGUACAAACCGCACGUAGCAAACUUGUCGGCUAUCUGCAGGUGAAGGAUUCCGACUUACAAAGCUUAAUAUUGGAGGAAAAUGGCACGUUUCCACCUGGUGAUAUGGGCCAACCUGUCCUACUCGAUGAACCCAUCAGUGGGGACAUUAAAAAACAAAUAGAUUCCGGUUGGUCCAUGCAGGGAUUGAACCAGUACACGUCCGAUUUGGUGUCCGUUAAUCGAAGGCUUCCAGAUAUCAGAGACGAAUGGUGUAAGGCGCCGGGACGAUUCCUCUCUGAACUACCACCGGCGUCGAUCGUCAUCGUGUUCUACAAUGAAGCAUGGUCGGUGCUCGUACGCACGGUGCACUCGAUUUUGGCGCGAACCCCACCGGAACUAAUCGAGGAAAUCGUUCUGGUGGAUGACUACUCGACGUUAGCACACCUGAAAACGCAGCUGGCAGAUUAUUUCCGGCCCAUGCAGAAAGUACGAAUAGUGAGGGCCAGUCAACGUCAAGGACUGAUAAGAGCAAGAAUUUUGGGAGCAAAAAGUGCAAAGGCAGAUAUAUUAACGUUUGUGGAUGCACAUUGUGAGGUGAUAGUGGGUUGGCUAGAAGCCCAGCUGGAUCGAGUGGCCCGUGACCCGACCAGCAUUGCGAUUCCCUCGAUCGAUUGGAUCCACGAAGACACGAUGGCGUUGAACGCGAAAUCCUCCCAGCUCUACUUUGGCUCAUUCGAUUGGACGGUGAACUUCCAGUGGAAAUCCCGCAAUGAGAAAAAGGUUAAAGCGGAAAAUCCGUUGGAACCGUUCGACACUCCGGUGAUGGCCGGAGGGUUGUUUACGAUCAACAAAACGUUUUUCGCCCACUUGGGUUGGUACGAUGAAGGCUUCGAAACGUACGGAGCGGAAAACAUGGAACUGUCGUUCAAAUCGUGGAUGUGCGGUGGGUCCAUGCAAAUAGUUCCUUGCUCGAGAGUUGCUCACAUUCAGAAACGAGGACAUCCUUAUUUAACAGGGAACACCAUGGGUGUUAUCAAACGCAAUACAGUUCGCCUGGCCGAGGUGUGGAUGGACGAGUACGCUCAGUUCUACUACGAGUCCUUUGGGGGGCCAAAGUUUCGAGGGGAAUUUGGGGAUGUGUCAUCGCGAAAACGGCUGAGGAAGAGUUUGAACUGCAAAUCAUUCCGCUGGUAUAUGGAAAAUGUGUUUCCGGAGCAAUUCGAUCCUUCUAAAGCCGUGGGCCGUGGUGAAUUUCGAAACGCAUUAAACGGAAAAAAAGAAUGUCUGGAGUGGCCCCCGAAACUGUCGGAGCAUGGCGUGAGCAGAUGCCACGGUCACGGUGGCCACCAAUUGUGGUUCUUCACUGCCAAUGGAGAGGUUACCCGAGAGGAUCAUUGUUUGGAUUACGAUGGAAAAAAGCUGGAAAUGAUUCGCUGUCACAAAAUGAAAGGCCACCAGCUGUGGGUUUAUGAUGCUAAGUUGAACCACUUCGUCCAUAAGGUUUAUAAUCGAUGUUUGGAGUGGGUAGAUCGGAAGCUGGAAAUGAACGAUUGCGACGAGUCUGAGGUAGGUCAAAGAUGGUUGAUUCAGCAUUACAAUGCUAGUAAUCUGCUGGUGAAAGAAUAAUGAUUGUAUAAAAAACGAACCAAUUUGUACUAUAAUAGUAUUAUUUAUAUUGUAUUUAUAAAAUAAAUUGAU